AUGGCCAUCACCCACGACGACUACGUCUCCCUCUGCCUCAUGGCGCUCGCAGCGGCGGGAGGCGGAGGCCAAGCUGCAGGUUUAACGACGCAGUACGCUCUGAACACGGCUGCCUGGACGGCGACGGCGCAAGAGUGCGAGCUCCGCUUCCGGUGCUCCGUCUGUGGCAAGGCCUUCGCGUCGCACCAGGCGCUGGGCGGGCACAAGGCCAGCCACCGCAAGCCGACGCCCGUACAGGCACAUGCGUCGUCGUCAGCCGGAUCAGGCGCGGCGUCGUCGUCGGUAAUAACGACCUCGUCGGCCGGCGGCAGCAGCGGGCAGGGGAGGCACAGGUGCACGGUGUGCCAUCGGAGCUUCGCGACGGGGCAAGCGCUCGGCGGGCACAAGAGGUGCCAUUACUGGGACGGGCUCUCGGUGUCGCUCACCGCGUCGGCGCCAUCGGGGUCCGGGUCGACCGUCAAGGGCUUUGAUCUGAAUUUGAUGCCGGCGCCGGCGGCGCUGGCCGCCAACGCUGCGACAAGGUGGGGAGAGGAGGAAGAGGUGCAGAGCCCCUUGCCGGUCAAGAAGAGGCGGCUGUCCGGUCCGUCCUUGGACCUUAGUUUAACGAUUUAG
Molecule: messenger RNA, 612 nt
Organism: Miscanthus lutarioriparius
Lineage: Eukaryota; Viridiplantae; Streptophyta; Magnoliopsida; Poales; Poaceae
Source: the annotation of a GenBank genome assembly